AUGGUUCAGUUCAGUAAGUUCAUCACAAAUGAUCAUAAUUUAUUUUUACAGAAAAAUCCACGGACAUUACCAAUCCUAGAUGACAAUGGUUUCCUAUUGGGAGAAAGUAACGCAAUUCUCCAGUACCUGGCAGAACAAUACGGAAAAGAUGACACAUUAUAUCCAAAAGAUCCAAAAGCUAGAGCAGUUGUGAAUCACAGACUCUGUUUCAACUUGUCCACUUACUAUCCAUGUGUUGCGCAUUACACGUUGGGGCCAGUGAUUCUUGAUAAUCCAAAAUCUAGUGUGGAUGAACAUAAAAUGGAUAUUGCCCUGGAUAAUUUCCACGAUCUCUUGAAGUUACUUAUGAAGGACUAUGUUGCAGGAGAUACUGUGACAAUUGCAGAUUUUCAAUUGGUAGCAACGACCAUGUGUCUCCAAUUUGCCAAGGUCAACUUGAGACGUUGGCCUCUAGUUAAAAACUGGUAUAACUCGUACAAAUUCGCACAUCCAACUUUAUGGAAAAUUGUUGAAGCGGGAAUGAAAGAACUUGAUGGUUUCCGUGCACCCAGUGAGAAAAAAGAAGAGCACAAACCACUUUCUCAUUUACUAUUACCACUCCCAAAUUAAAUAUGAGAGUUUGAAAUUUCGAGUUGAAUGUGAACAAAAUGUAUUCAUCAAAUAAUGUGGAUUAUCACAAUAACUUAAUAUAAUAUUUUCUUUUGCACUACAAAA
This is a messenger RNA of Leptinotarsa decemlineata (Colorado potato beetle), 714 nucleotides long. RefSeq names its product glutathione S-transferase D1. Lineage: Eukaryota; Metazoa; Arthropoda; Insecta; Coleoptera; Chrysomelidae. Gene Ontology annotation, molecular function: glutathione transferase activity. Gene Ontology annotation, biological process: glutathione metabolic process. The record is from RefSeq and is a predicted model, not a curated record.